Dissoconium aciculare CBS 342.82 is the source of this 2833-nucleotide messenger RNA. RefSeq lists its product as uncharacterized. The record is from RefSeq and is a predicted model, not a curated record. NCBI's taxonomy places the organism in Eukaryota, Fungi, Ascomycota, Dothideomycetes, Mycosphaerellales, Dissoconiaceae. The transcript has a single exon. The coding region runs from base 190 to 2370 and encodes 726 amino acids.
CCCUCCUCAUUCCUCAUCCAGGGGAAAUUCUAUGUACAGAAGAGAAAAGGGGAAGAGCUGAUGCCUCAGGCACCACACCGGAUCAGGUCACCCACCGGUGACUGACAUAAGCCGGUCACGGCAAUACACGUGCCGCAUUAGUCACAAUGUUUCCGACAACUGUGGCUUACAAGCAAGCCCAGCCACAUUAUGUGGCUGCUGUUUCAUGUCGUCUCGGGACCGGUCAUAGAGACAGACGUUACUCUUCCUCCUCCUCUCCUACUCAUCGCCAGAGGGUGUGAGAAUUUGUCGGUUGUUGGUUGCUGGUCGCUGCUGCUGGUGCGCGCUGCUUUGCCCGCGACUUGCUCUCUCGCUCUCUCUCUCUCUCUCUCUCUCACACACACACACACACACACACACACCAGACCAUCGAUUCCCUCGUCGCGCGUCCUGUCGCGACCUACCUCACUCAUCACCAACCAUGGGCCUCCCGUAAGUUUCGCUCUACUCGCUCUGCUCGCGCGCCUCCAACAAGUCCGCCAUACAUCUCUAUGCCACGGCCGCGGAUUGGAGACCUGCAACUUCAUAUUACUUUCUCAAGCUGACCGGUCAUCUUGUCCCAUCGCAUACAGAGUCUGGCGCGACCCUUCGGAACCCAGGCCAUCCAGGCUCCGUAACAAGCCAGACGAUCCCACAGCUGCCGCGCGAUCCACCAUUCGUAGAAGACCUGAAUAUCCAGCUCGUGCCUCCUCGCGUCAUCCACCUCCACCGUAUCCUUCCCGACUGGAGCGCGCCACCACGCUGCGCGAUCCACGUAGAUAUGCCUCCCGACUUCAUAAUGCUGCCAAUUCUGCCAUCCCUCCCGUGCGUAGCCUUCUCGAGACAGUCGACAGGUUGACUCCCACCCGAUCCGCCACCACCGCGCCGCCGCCCGUCCCAGCUCUUCCCUCCGAGCGCUUCGAUUCGUUCCGCUCUGCGUACCCUUCAGAUAUCACUGCUUCGGAUUUCGACUGGGAGCUCGAACUGUUCCCCACGCCGGAAGAGGAUGAUUCGGAUACCGUAGAUCUCAACAGCAGGCCACAUUCUCGAGACGGACAUGUUCCUCGGACGAGACUGCCGGGUGCUGCCGAACUCGCCGGCGGUGCGGAGGUCUGGGCGACAGGGGCCGACAUAUCCUCAAACGUGACCCGCUCUGCUCAUCCGCUCAGGCAUUCGUGGCGCCCUUCAUCGCCUUCGAUCCAAGGCCUCGGUGACCGGACUCGGAGCCCGACUCCCGACGGAGCAUGGGAGCUGAUGCGCACCACAAUCGCGCCGGACGAGGUUCUACCCAGUGCGGAGAGCAGCUUUGCGAGCGCGGCCGCCAGUCGGUCUUUCGGGUCGAGCAGUCUCUCUCGCGCGGCCGCAAGUUUAAGCUCACGGACAUCGUUCAACAGCCGGACGGGUCGCGGUGAGGACACAUCCGAGGAGUUCGCCGCCCUCGCAGACGACAUCUGCGCUGCCGAGAGCACGACCACCGAUGCCAUCGGCGAGGCCAUGUUCCUCUGCGCCAGCCUGACGACCGAGGGCUACAAUCGCCUGGUCGAGCUUCAGCGCGACCUAUUCCGCUCUGGCCACUAUCUCGAUCCUCCAGGACUGGGCCUACGCCUACUCGAAGGCCUCUCCGAGGAGGCCAUAGAACUAUACCUUUCGCCCACCAGCGGCAUCCCCACCAAUCUCCGCCGAUUUCUGCGGGCUCGACGAUUCUACAGGUCCGUUCAGUCGCCAAGACGGUCCGCUAAUGAGGAAACAUCGAAUCCGCGAUCGCGGGCGGUCGACCCUUCGACCGGAAACCCGAACCGCAACGAAGGUAUUCCCUCAUCAACACCCGCGCCGGCAGACGCCUCCCAAUCGCGUCCAUCCCAACGCGAUCGCACCACCACCAGAUCCAUCCCUACCACCACCUCCUCGACCGAAACUCCCCCGACCGACCCGUCCGCAACGGAUCUAGGUUUCCCCACCGAAGUCGUAACCGACAUCCGCGCCCUCAACACAAUCUUCCUGCGCCUCGCCGCCCGCGGCGACGUCUGCGACGAGAUCUGGGAGACCGUCGGCCUGCUCAUGUCCACGACCGCCGGCCACCUGGCCUCUCCGCCGCAACCGCCGCAGCAAAACCCCUCCUCCUCCUCCUCAUCAUCAUCAUCUUCCCUACGGCGAGGCGGUCCCGGCGUGACCCUGCCGCGCAGUGGAGGCAUGACGUCUGCUACUGCUGCGACCGCGCCUACGGGUCCUUCGCCACCGCCGCCGGAAGAGGCGGUGGAGGAUUUCACCUCGAUGCUCGUCGCGCUGGCGGAGUCCAACCGGGAACGCUCGAGAGCCGCGAGGGAGGGCCGGAACGGGGGCUUCGCCGUCUGAGACUCGGUGUUCGCUUCUUCUUCUUCGUCAUCUUCUUCGUUCGGCGGCGAGGGGUUCGAGGACACGGCGGACCAUACACACACACGUGGGAAAACUUGCGAGUUUCCAUUUUCAAGGAUCAUGAUGACUACGGGGCGCUGCGGGGCUGGUUUUCUGCUCGAGUGCCGCGCGCGCCGACGGGGGAAACAAAAGGGAAGGAGAGGGGCGGGGGAGAAAGAGAAAGGGUUUCCUACCGGUUGACGUUCUUUGUUUUUGUUUUUUGGGCUUUUUGGUACUUUCCGGGUAACCCGAAAAGGGGAAAGGGGGAGGGGGGCGUUUUCUUCUCUCAGGGCGGGGAAUUUUUCUGUACGAUUUAUCUUUUUUUUUUCUUCUUCGAGGGGGGGUGGGUUUUUUGGUCUUUUCGUCCGUCCGUCCGUUUCGCAGAGGGAGAAAUGCGGAUGCGGAUGCGGAUGCGGCGUUUUAU